CUCUCAAGGAAACCAAGCCAUCACAACAGUUACACAACUCAACACAUCAUUUCCAUUUGCACCGGUCAUCAUAACAAUGGCUUCCACCAACAGCUGGACCCACGAGAUCGAAUCGCCGGUCGCCGCACCGCGCCUCUUCCGUGCCGGCGUCAUGGACUGGCACACACUGGCCCCUAAGCUCGCACCACACAUCGUCGCCAGUGCCCAUCCUGUUGAGGGCGAAGGCGGCAUAGGCAGUGUCAGGCAGUUUAACUUCACCGCAGCCAUGCCCUUCAACCUCAUGAAGGAGAGACUCGAGUUCAUCGACGUCGAAAAAUGCGAGUGCAAGUCCACCCUCAUCGAGGGCGGCGGCAUCGGCACCGCGAUCGAGACGGCUACGUCGCACAUCAAGGUGGAGCCGACGGCCAACGGCGGAAGCGUCGUCAAGGUGCAAUCGACAUACAAGCUGUUGCCGGGCGUGGAGGUGAACGAUGAGAUCACCAAAGCCAAGGAGUCUGUCACCGCGAUCUUCAAGGCCGUUGAGGCCUUCCUCGUUGCCAACCCGGACGCCUACAACUGAAUCAUGCUACCCCUGCUUUGAUUUUUGUGUGUUUUCUUGCUGAUCCAAUAAAGCCGCUCCUAUCUCGAAGUAGUGUCACAGAGAGCACCGAGCAGAGUGUGGACUUGACAAGUCCAAAAUGUUGUCUAUUCAGUAUUUGUAACCAUCAAAGGGUGAUGUUGUUUGAUGAUGUUGUUGCUUGCUUAUGUAUCUUCCUCAUGGUUUUGCACGGGAAUAAAAGGAAAUAUUUGGAACUGAAA
Hordeum vulgare subsp. vulgare (domesticated barley) is the source of this 798-nucleotide messenger RNA. RefSeq names its product pathogenesis-related protein 1-like. The coding region runs from base 77 to 559 and encodes 160 amino acids. The transcript has 2 exons. Lineage: Eukaryota; Viridiplantae; Streptophyta; Magnoliopsida; Poales; Poaceae. Gene Ontology annotation, biological process: abscisic acid-activated signaling pathway; defense response. The record is from RefSeq and is a predicted model, not a curated record. Gene Ontology annotation, cellular component: cytoplasm; nucleus. Gene Ontology annotation, molecular function: signaling receptor activity; abscisic acid binding; protein phosphatase inhibitor activity.